This is a messenger RNA of Trichoplax adhaerens, 1116 nucleotides long. RefSeq lists its product as uncharacterized. The transcript is spliced from 2 exons. The record is from RefSeq and is a predicted model, not a curated record. Gene Ontology annotation, molecular function: amino acid kinase activity. The coding region runs from base 1 to 1116 and encodes 371 amino acids. Lineage: Eukaryota; Metazoa; Placozoa; Uniplacotomia; Trichoplacea; Trichoplacidae.
AUGUCAGGGCGUCCAAAAGUAACUAAAAUACAAGUCCGUCAAACCGCUUCACGCCUUCUUGGCGUUGCCAUUGAAACCAUCAUUGGUGUCCGUCAACUGGAAAGUUUCGAGGAUUGCAAUUAUCAUAUUAAAAUCAACAACAAAGAGAAUGAUUGCAAUGAUCAAUUUGUCCUCAAAAUCUUAAAUCUGCAAAGUAAUCAGAUCAAAGAUGCCAUUGAAUGUAAAGUCUUAGCUUGCCAAUUUCUUAGCCAAUCAGGAAUCCAAUGCUCAAAACCAGUUCUACUGACCAAUGGCAGUUAUAUGGAUAUGGUGACAUUUUCAUCUUCUGAUAGCGCUGAAAACACCGUUCACAAUGAUCAUAUCGUAUUUAUAGUAGAAUAUUUACAAGGUAUCUUAUUACGUGAUAUGGAGCCUAAAUUUGAUAAUACGCUGAUGUACCAAUUAGGCCAAGCAAUCGCAACCAUGGACAAACAACUUCUCAAAUUUCAAAGUCAUCAGCGCAAGUUUUUUACUGGAGAUUGGUCACUACAUGAUAACUUUGCUACCUUAGAUCGCUAUCUCCAAUAUAUCCACAUGGCAUCAAAAAAGGACAUCCUCACUGAGAUAUUCCAAUCCUGUAAAAUAGCCAUGCAACAGAUAUUGCCUCAAUUGAAGACAUGCUUUAUUCAUGGCGACGUUAAUCCUGGCAAUGUAAUAGUAUCAACAUCAUCAUCCAAAAGUACUAGUGUUAGCCAAGUGGGAUCAUCACAUCAAGGAAUAGGAGUAAUUGAUUUUGGAGACUUUCACUACAGCUAUUUGAUAAUAGAAUUGGCAAUUGCAAUAGCUCAUGUUAUGGCUGAAACAACAACCGAUGCAAUAGCUAACAGUGGGCAUUUAUUAGCCGGUUACCUUUCUGUUGUCCAUUUAAAUCCUAAAGAAUUUAAUCUCCUUUAUGAUGUAAUAUUAGCGCGAUUAUUUCAGCUAAUGGUACUGUCUGAAUAUGUCUAUACCCUUGAUCCUAGCAAUAGUUACGUUAUUGAUAGGGUCCCUAAUUAUUAUCAAGCAAUAACGAUGUUGUGGAAAUUAUCAAGAGAAGAAGUCUAUCAAAGAUGGCAUGAUAUCAUCCAAUCAUAUUAG